GUUUUCAUCAACAGCCGCCAUUUUGCGCUGGAGAGACUGAGAAGUAUUUCGGAAUUUGUCGUGUAAAUUUUCUGUUUUUUCUAAAUCAUUUUAUCAUAAACUUGUCCAUUCCCUAUAUUUUCAAGUGUUAAGUGAAAUAGUGUAAGAGGAUCGCUAAAAUAAGUUCAAUAAAGUAGCAAAAAUCUGGUGAUAUUGUUUUCAUUUAUUGUGCUAGUUCCGUCGGAAGAUGGUGAGAGGGUCUGUGUAGCUCUUCGAUUCGGAGCUUUGUAAUGGCGAAUACUUGAGUGAGAAAUUUUAAUAUGUGCCUUCAAUGGUUCGAAGGACAUCGAACGAUCGGGAUGUGGGUGAAUUAUAUUGUGAUGAAUGACAAAUCGCUCUAAAAUGUUGUUUUUUAAAGAUAUUAGACAUAAAAGUGUUAUUUGAAUCGGCGGGCCGAAAUAUUCACGACGGCUUACGUUUAGUAAACAGAGCCAUGGCCGAUCAUCAUGUGGAUGAGCCGCCAAAUAAGCGGGCAAAAAUGAUCCGGGACCCGUUUCAGGGUCCAUCGGACACCGCGGCAGAUGGGUUUUCGAACCUGGACAUGUUCGACCUUGAAAAGGAUCUCCCUGACGAGUUGAUGGGGGGUUCUUGGGGUGAACAGCCCGGUGUCACAGGCCCAAAGCCUCCAGCCCAAGGUCCAGGGCCUGGGGGGCAAAUGGGUCAGCAGCAGCUGAAUGGGGAUGAUCCUACUGCUGCAAUGCAACGGCAAAUCAAUAAUCAUCUUAUACAACAAGGCAAUAAGAGUGGCUUAGUUGGCCACAACAACCCGUUAACUCUGGGUAGCUUAGGUAGUAAGAGUCCUAAUCUUCAAUCGCCGCCUAACGUCUCCGUUUCUAAGGAUCUCAUGGGAGGGAUGCAUCAGCAACUUAUACCAAAUACCAGUCAUCCCAAUCAAAUGCAUUCCACUAUGCCUAUGAGUUCUAUUCAAGCUGGUAUGAAUGUAGCAAAUGUGGGUGGCAACAUGGUGGUGACAAACAGCAAUAUGUCUGGUGCUGGUAUGCUGGGAGGUGGAAUGAUCAACAAUGUGAACAAGCAGCUGCCGACCCUCAUGGGUAAUAAUCACCACCCAAAUGCCCAACAUCAUCCUCAUGCUCAGGCAAUUCAGAACGGGCCGCUGGGCGGGCGGGUCGUCGGCGGCGUGGGCGUCGGCGUCGGCGUGGGCGUGGGCAUGCAGGCGCCCAUGCGCUCCGGGCUCGGGCAGGGCGUCGUGCACGGCAUGUCGCACGCGCGCGCUGGCGGCGGGCACCCGCUCGUGCCGUACCACCCGCCGUACGGGCAGCCGGCGGCCGGCGGCGUGCAGCGCGCGGCCGGCGUGCGCUUCGGCGCGCCGCCCGAGGCGGGGGGCGGCGCCGCGCAGGCCGUGCCGCCCGCGCCCUCCCCGCAGACGCCGGGCGCGCCCGCCGGCGGACAGUCACAGCCUCAGGCGGCGGCGGCGCCGGCCGCGCCGAGCACGGGCUCGAUCGCGGACCCGGAGAAGCGCAAGCUGAUCCAGCAGCAGCUGGUGUUGCUGCUGCACGCGCACAAGUGCCAGCGCCGCGAGUCGCAGGCCAACGGCGAGACGUGGACGUGCACGCUGCCGCACUGCAAGACGAUGAAGGGCGUGCUCAACCACAUGAUGUCAUGUCAGGCGGGAAAAAACUGUGCAGUACCUCACUGUUCAUCAUCAAGACAAAUCAUCAAUCACUGGAAACAUUGCAAUAAGAAUGACUGUCCUGUCUGUCUACCACUCAAACAGGCAGAUAGGACUAGAUCUAAUACUAUGAAUGCGGCCGCCGUGUCCCACGCUACAACGGGCGUUGGCGUGGGCGUGGGCGUCAGUGGCGUGGGCGGCGCGGGCGCCAGCGUCGGCGGCGUCAGCGUCAACGUGAACGCGCAACCGCCUAACACGCUUCCGCCCGUCAACCCGUUACAAGCUGGCGGGAACGUAGCGUCAAACGCGUCGAACGCGAACGCGGGUGGCGUGGGUGUGGGCGUCGGUGCCGGUGUGGGCGUGGGUCCACCGGAGCUAAAGCGUGCUUACGAGGCGCUGGGGCUGGGCAUCUGCCCCACGUCGGGCAUGGGCUACGCCCGAGCGCCGCUCGCCCGCCUCGCCGCGCCGCACCAGCCCGUGCAGCAGCUGUUCCACCAGCAGCAGGACGUGCAGCAGCAGCAGCUCGGCGCUGGCGCGCUGCAGCUGGGCGGCGGGCCAGUGACGGCCAACCCCGUGUCGGGCACCAAGGAAUGGCACCAGUCUAUAACACCUGAUCUCAGAAACCACCUCGUGCAUAAACUGGUUCAAGCCAUUUUCCCGACACCCGACCCCACGGCAAUGCAAGACAAACGUAUGCACAAUUUAGUUGCAUACGCGAGAAAAGUAGAAGGCGACAUGUAUGAAAUGGCUAGUACGCGCUCGGAAUACUAUCAUUUACUAGCCGAAAAGAUUUACAAAAUUCAAAAAGAAUUGGAGGAAAAACGUCAGAAGAGAAAGGAGCAGCAGUUGCAAGCGCAGCAGGCGCAACAGCAACAGAACCAAUUGCAGCAGCAGCAGACUGGGGUUCUGCCUGGUGGAGGUGUGAUGGGUGGCGUGAGGCCCACAGCGCCGGUGGUGGGCGUGGGCGUGGGUAUCGGCGUGGGCGUUGGAAGGCCCAGCCUACCCGCGCAAGCCGGCUUGCCUGCCAUGCGUAUACCUUCGCCCGGUAUGAAUCUGCCUAUGUCAGCGAAUAGAAUGACGUAUCAACCUAACCUCGUUGGACCGCCGGGCCCUAGUCCAAAUCAGAUGCCGCAGACGCCGAACGGCGGCACAGUGGGCGUGGGCAGCGUGAGCAACGUGAGCAACCCGGGCAUGUCCCCGUUCGGGCAGCCCAUCCCGUCGCCGGCGCAGUACUCGCUGCAGAGCAACGGGCCCGCGCUCGCGUCGCCCUCGCACCAGCCCGACAAGCGGCUCGCGAGCCCCUUCAUGAGCGGCGCGUUCCGCGAGCUGCCCUCCCCCGCGCCCACCACGCCGCACGCGAGCCCCGCGCCGCCCGCGCCCACCACGCCGCGCCCCGCGCCCGCGCCGCCCCUGUCGGAGGUGUUCGAGCUGGAGAUAGACCCGGUGAUGCAGUCGCUGGGCUACUGCUGCGGCCGCAAGUACACGUUUAACCCGCAGGUGCUCUGCUGCUACGGCAAGCAGCUCUGCACCAUCCCCAGGGACGCGAAGUACUUCAGCUAUCAGAACAGAUACACCUUCUGCCAGAAAUGCUUCAACGACAUCCAGGGCGACACCGUCACGCUCGGCGACGACCCGCUGCAGCCGCAGACCGCGAUCAAAAAAGAUCAAUUCAAGGAGAUGAAGAAUGACCAUUUGGAACAAGAACCGUUCGUAGUGUGUACGGACUGCGGGAGGAAGCAGCAUCAGAUAUGCGUGCUGCACCACGACUCGAUUUGGCCUCAAGGCUUCUGCUGUGAUAAUUGUUUGAAGAAGAAGGGGGCCAAACGGAAAGAUAACAAAUUCAGCGCUAAGAAACUGCCGACAUCGAAACUUGGCAUAUUUAUUGAGACUAGAGUGAAUAAUUAUCUUAAGAAAAAAGAGGCUGGUGCUGGCGAAGUGCAUAUCAGGGUGGUCGCGUCGUCGGACAAGGUUGUUGAAGUGAAGCCAGGAAUGAGAUCGCGAUUUGUAGAAUCCGGGGAGUUAGCGUCAGAAUUCCCCUAUAGAGCGAAAGCGUUAUUUGCAUUUGAAGAAGUAGAUGGUAGUGAUGUAUGUUUUUUCGGAAUGCACGUGCAGGAAUACGGGAGCGAAAGUCCGUCGCCGAAUACGAGGCGUGUAUAUAUAGCAUAUCUAGAUUCUGUACAUUUCUUCCAACCCAAGCAGUACCGUACUGCCGUGUAUCACGAAAUACUAUUAGGUUAUUUGGACUACGCCAAACAAUUAGGCUACACUAUGGCCCACAUCUGGGCCUGUCCGCCUUCAGAAGGCGACGAUUAUAUCUUUCACUGCCAUCCGCCUGACCAAAAAAUACCCAAACCGAAGCGAUUGCAGGAGUGGUAUAAGAAAAUGUUAGAUAAAGGAAUUAUAGAAAGGAUAAUAUUAGAUUAUAAAGAUAUUCUAAAGCAAGCCAUGGAGGACAAUAUCUCGUCGGCGGCGGAGUUGCCGUACUUUGAGGGUGACUUUUGGCCGAAUGUUUUAGAAGAGUCUAUAAAGGAGUUAGAUCAAGAAGAGGAGGAGAAGAGAAAGCAGGCUGAAGCCGCCGAAGCAGUGGUAUUUCAGUCAUCAGAAGAAAGCGAACAAGGCCCGGACGGCAAGAAGAAGGGGCAGAAGAAAGCAAAGAAGUCGAACAAAUCGAAAGCAGCUCAAAGGAAGAACAGUAAAAAGCAGAGUGACCAGCAGCAGGGCAGCGACUUGAGCGCCAAGAUCUUUGCCACCAUGGAGAAGCACAAGGAGGUGUUCUUUGUGAUUCGGUUGCACUCCGCGCAGUCUGCCGCUAGUUUAGCUCCAAUUCAAGACCCCGACCCGUUAAUAAACUGUGAUCUGAUGGACGGUCGCGACGCCUUCCUCACUAUGGCGCGCGACCGACACUACGAAUUCUCGUCGACGAGGCGAGCAUUCUUCUCGACGCUCUGCAUGUUGUACGAACUGCACAACCAAGGACAAGACAAGUUCGUGUACACGUGCAACAGCUGCAAGUCGCACGUGGAGACCAGAUACCACUGCACCGUGUGCGACGACUUCGACCUGUGCGUGCCCUGCUACGACAAGGAGGGCCACCCGCACAAGAUGGAGAAGCUCGGCUUAGAUCUCGACGUCGGCUCGUCGCCGGGCGACAUGAAGCAGGCCAACCCACAGGAGGCGCGCAAGCUGUCCAUCCAGCGGUGCAUCCAGUCGCUGGUGCACGCGUGCCAGUGCCGCGACGCGAACUGCCGGCUGCCGUCCUGCCAGAAGAUGAAGCGCGUCGUGACGCACACGAAGAUCUGCAAGCGGAAGACGAAGGGCGAUUGUCCCAUCUGCAAGCAGCUGAUUGCGCUGUGCUGCUACCACGCGAAACACUGCCAGGAGAGCAAGUGCUCGGUGCCGUUCUGCAGCAGCAUCAAGCAGAAGCUGAAGCAGCAGCAGGUGCAGCAGCGCGUGCAGCAGCAGCAGCUCCUGCGGCGGCGCAUGGCGGCUAUGAACACGCGCGGCGGCGCAGCCGGGCCCAGCUCGCCGCCGCCCGCGCCGCCGCUCGCCUCGCCGCCGCCCGCCAAGCCCGCCGCGCACGCGCUGCCGCACAACGUGCAGAAGGCGCUGCAGCAGUGCAAACGGAUUCAGGUGCAAGAGGAGGCGGCGCGGCAGCAGGCGCCGUCGUACGGCAAGCAGGGCGCGAUGGGCCCGCCGGGCGGCGCGCGCGCCGACUGGGCCGCGCGCUACCGCGGCCCGCCGCCGCUGCACCACGCGCCGCACCACGCGCGCCUGCCGCACGCGCCGCACCACGCGCCGCACGUGCAGCACCCGCCGCACCCGCACCCGCCGCAGCAGCAGCGCGCGGGCGCGCCGGCGGCGGCGUCGCAGCCGCAGCACAUGCAGCAGAAGGCGCUGCAGCAGCUGAUGGCCACGCUGCGCUCGCCCACCAGCCCCAACCAGCAGCACGAGAUCCUGCAGAUACUCAAGUCCAACCCGCCGCUCAUGGCCGCCUUCAUCAAACAGCGCGCGCAGAACGCCCAGAACCAGCAGCAAGCGAGCGGAGGCGUCAGCUCCGUGAGCUCAGUGGGCGGCGUGGGCGGGCACGUGGCGCUGGGCGGCGUGCAGCAGCCGCAACAGUUGCAGCAUAUGAUGCAGCCGCAGCAGCAGCGGUUGCAGCAGAUGCACCAGAUGAUACCACAACAAGGCCAGGUCGGCGGAGUGUCGAACGUCGGCGGCGUCGGAGGCGUCGGCGGCGUAGGCGGCGUGUCGAACGUGGGCCUCGGCGGCAUGGCGGGCGGCGGCAACGCGUGGUUCAAGCCGCAGGGGCCGGUGGGCGGCGGCGUGGGCGGCGUGGGCGGCGUGGGCGGCGUGGGCGGAGUGGGCGGCGUGGGCGCGGUGGGCGGCAUGGGCGGCGUGAUGGGCAUGCGCGGCGCGUACGCGAGCUCGGCGGCGCCGCGGCUGGCGGCGCGCUACUUCCCGGGCGCGGUGCAGCGCUCGCCGCCCGCCACGCCGUCGCCGCGGCCGCCGACGCCGUCCGAGCUGCUGCUGCUGCGGCAGUCGCCCGCGCCGCCCGCGCCGCACCCGCCCGACGACCAGCUGCCGCCGAUGACGCCGCAGGACCAGCUCACCAAGUUCGUGGAGCAGUUGUAGUGUACAUAGCGCCGGCGGGGCCCUGUACCAUAUAGCCUAGCCCCCGCCCCCGCCCCCGCAGAGAGACCCCUCCCCUUAUUUAUUGAUAUCGUCGCGAAGGACGUGUUAGUAUUACGAUGAACGAAUCGAGCGCUCAAUGUACAAAAUGUAAAUAUGAAAUGAGUACAUCCUGUCCGCUUUUACGUAAUUAUAAGUUGUUCGUACUGUAGGUACAUUAUGAUACUUAUUCUGUUUAUUGUAAUUAAAUCAUUUUAUAAUAUAAUUAUGUGAUAUUAUA
This is a messenger RNA of Zerene cesonia (dogface butterfly), 6578 nucleotides long. RefSeq names its product CREB-binding protein (gene nej). NCBI's taxonomy places the organism in Eukaryota, Metazoa, Arthropoda, Insecta, Lepidoptera, Pieridae. Gene Ontology annotation, molecular function: transcription coactivator activity; chromatin DNA binding; zinc ion binding. Gene Ontology annotation, cellular component: nucleus; transcription regulator complex; histone acetyltransferase complex. Gene Ontology annotation, biological process: positive regulation of transcription by RNA polymerase II. The record is from RefSeq and is a predicted model, not a curated record. The transcript has 23 exons. Bases 473 to 6301 code for a protein of 1942 amino acids.